GCGGCUUAUAUAAGGCUAUAGAAGCAAGCCACGAUCGGAUCUAGCUUCAGCCACAUGCUUACGUACUAGGUGAUUGAACUAUAACCUACGUCACUCCUAGCUACCCAUCUGUCGCAAUGUCAUAAGGCUACUUAAUUUCCUUAGCUCAACAUCAGCCUGAUCGCAAACAAACACCAAGCAACAGCUCACUUAUCUAUCCUAAGAGCCAUAAUCCUACCUCUGUCAUGCCUUUCCAACCCUAAAAAAUAAACGUCGCAUCACCUCGCAUCCUCUUCCACCCACCCAACCGAGACAACCAACCCAACCCACUUCAAAUCCAUACAAACAACCAACGAUGCAAAACCCAACCUCCCGCCUCCGCCGCACCUUCGCCUACCCCGCCGACUCCGACUCGGACAAUGAUACAUCUCCCGACGCUUUACCCACCACCCUCGACGAGCAAGAACAAGAAACCCUGAUCGCGACGCUAGCCCGGCAAAACGACGCGCGGAACGCGCAGUUCCGCCUCCUUUUACUCUGCAUGCCCGCCGUGUCCGCGCUGCCGUACCUGCUCGCCCUCGUCUCCCCCGACCGGGCUAGCGGGACCGGGACCGAUAGGUCGACGGCGCUGCUUGGGCUGACGAGCCUCGCCGCCACGGCUUGGACGCUGUGGGUCCGCGCUCCGGGGGUGACGGGGAUACGGGUUUUGGAUGCGUGGGCUGCUGGGUCUGGGUCUGGGUCUGGGGGAGGCGACGCGGGGGUAAGAGCGUAUAAGCGCGACGAUGACGGCGACGGCGGUGGUGGUGAUGGUAGUGGGGGUCGGGGCGAUAUAGCGAAUACGCCGUUCUGGGCGGAAGGACACCGCGAUUCGCCGCUGGCGCGGUACCUGCCGUAUCUGAACGUCGGGCUGUGCGCGGUGCUGGUCGUGGCCGGGUUAGUUACGAGGUCGGGCGCGUCGCAGGGGCACUGGGGCCAUGUCGGGUUGAACAAUCUGCCUGCGAUCGUGUAUGGGGUCGUGCUGCUUGCCAAGAUGGUGAUGGGCAGCGUGGACCCGGAGAGGGAGCUGAGCGCGCUGAAAUACGAGUAUAAGGGCGCAUAAUAGGGGCAUAGUGGGGAUUUGCUUCUACGUUCUACGGUGGCGCUCUAGUUCUGAAUGGAAAAAUAUCGAGUAACUUGUUUUUAUUCAUAUCAUUCAUUUAGUGCUAUGCCUGAGCCUUAUCAUAAGCCAAGUCGGGUCUUAUGACAUAUUCGCACACAAACGGAGCUUAGGAACUGAUUCCACAAUUGAUGCUGUAAUUAAUACUCCAGGUCGCGUUUUUGUCUAUAC
Molecule: messenger RNA, 1306 nt
Organism: Annulohypoxylon truncatum
Lineage: Eukaryota; Fungi; Ascomycota; Sordariomycetes; Xylariales; Hypoxylaceae
Exons: 1
Coding region: 335-1078 (247 amino acids)
Source: RefSeq, a predicted model, not a curated record